Messenger RNA from Neurospora hispaniola, 2271 nucleotides. RefSeq lists its product as uncharacterized. The record is from RefSeq and is a predicted model, not a curated record. The coding region runs from base 1 to 2271 and encodes 756 amino acids. NCBI's taxonomy places the organism in Eukaryota, Fungi, Ascomycota, Sordariomycetes, Sordariales, Sordariaceae. The transcript has 4 exons.
AUGUCCAACAACGACGUCGAUAUAGCCGAUCGAACCCCCGAUUCCCCACUCCAAGACCUCGUUCUUCAAGAGUUCCGCGACUUCCUGACCGUGCACUGGCUCGAGUCGAAGCUUGCGGGUCCCGUUGCCAAAAUGCCAGACAAACCCUCAGACCAAACUCCCAAACAACGUGGAAGAUCCUCGAGAUCGAGAUCUCCCCCACACGGGCCUGCCCCAGCUCGGGACCGGAGAGACCACCAACGGAAGCGUAACACCGGAGGCGCUCAACAUGGCCAACCGGCCCUUUCAAACUCGGAUCAACAACAGAUCCGCCGUUUGUUUGAGGCCCACCAAAGCACACAAGGGGUUGGUAAGUCCAUGUCGGACUUGCCCACCAUCAAGCCGAACUAUGACGGGAAAGGAAAGCUCUUUCCUCUGAUCUUGGACGACGAGGUUUUCCUCAGAUCCCACAAUGAGAAGAGAAGGAAGCCGGACUACAUGGAGCGCCUCUCCAAUGACCCGAGCACUCCUCACUUCAAUUGGAUGGCACGCCAAACCAGUUCCGGCAGGCCAAACGCUUACCUGGCCAAGACAACAACCGACCGCGAGUCGUUGCUUGCCUUGGUCAACUCAAUCGAGAGGCUCGCCAUGGAAAGCAACACCCCGGUUGCCAAUGUGAGAUUUGAGCUUGUCCCACGGUUCUUUGUUGAAAAACAUCGCAACGAAGUUGAGGGCAUCAUCCAUGACCAGGAAGAGCCAAUCGCCAUCGACUACGACGAUCAACCGGCCGCUGAGGUUGCCAAAGCUCCCUCCGUCUCGGUUCCAGAUGUUGUCUGCGGCAACAAACUGUGUGGCAAAAAAGGUCACACACUCGCCCAGUGUAUCAUUCCAGACCCCAAAACGGGUCUCGUGUAUGGUUGUCCAUUGUGCAACACAGACGACCACCUCCUUGACUGGAAUUGCCCCGUGAAGCCCAUACCUGCUCCAGGAACACAGUUGGACCCCAAGGUGAUCCAGGAGUACAUCGAGAGGCUUCUCGACGUAUGCUUUGUGAAAAGGGCCAACAGGCCCUUCUUCGCAACCAAUGGCACGACCUGGCCUUCUCUUUUCCUAACUUACCGGCACUAUGCGGAGCACAUCAAUACUUUCGAGGAACUCAACAAGUCAUCCUGGGAUACAAGGGGCCACUAUCCAUGGACCUCAGAGUACGCCAUGCGCAUGGUUGACUCUGCGGAGAAAAUGGACGAGAUGAAGAAGUUUGACCCGACCACACAUACAUGUCGUAAUGUCGGCUGCUCUCACUUUCAUUCUCGGGACCCUGUAUACAACAAAUACAAGUCCUUGUCUGAGACCAUCGACGCGUUUCUCGACGGAAAAUGGAAUGUUGCGACCGGUUGGAUCCCUACCACGAAUGUGGACCGACUUACCAGGUUGUGGUAUCUGGAAGCUCAAGCCCGUCGGCUAGUCCAAAGCGCCGAGUUCCUUGUCAAAGAGGAGCCUGGUGCCGAAGCACCACCGGCGCCUGUGAAGCCCGAGUCCUUCCCACCUCCCACCAUCGUGUCCAACGCUUCCAACUUGGUGCAAUAUGUGUGGAACGAACAAACACAGAACUUCGACCCUAGUACCGAUUGGUCGUUUUUCAGCUUCGUCUCUACCGAGGACAAGGCACCGAAUCUCCUCCGUCGGUGCGAUCCCGAGGCCGACUACGCCAUCAAAUACGCAGCAUGGGUGUUCAAGCACCGACGGCCAGACAACGGGCCAGUUGGUGACUCUCUUGAGGACCAGGCUCUCCGCGCGGUAAUCAAGGCCGAGGGGGAGCUUCGAAAUUGGGAGAGUCGGGUGGCCAAACUGGGCCGUCAAGCUCAAGAAAGGACCAACGCUCGAGAGGCAGAAGAGAGAGAAAUGGCCUCAGAGGCUGAAAACUCGAGACCGACACAACAUGCCGAUUCAGGUGGAAAUAAGGCGAGGUCCAAGGAAGCGAGCCGCAAGCAAGCGCGCAAAACCACCGAGGAGUUUCUCCUCCUUUCAGACUCAUCUGACGAUGCCAGUUUGGCACAUACGGGUCUUGUGACCGCGAGCGACCGGACUAUCGAGACCGCCAUCGAGGCCGCGGACGAGCGCACGAGCGACGGGAAAACCGAGACCACGAACGAGACCACGAACGAGACCACGAACAAGACCACGAACGGGACUACGAACGAGACUACGAGCGAGACUACGAAUGAGACUACAAAACGACUCCAUGAUAGAGACCACAAUCGAAGUCGCUCGCCUAGCCCUCCAUGUCAUUGA